Pseudophryne corroboree (corroboree frog) is the source of this 2036-nucleotide messenger RNA. RefSeq names its product A-kinase anchor protein 8-like. Gene Ontology annotation, molecular function: protein kinase A regulatory subunit binding; DNA binding; zinc ion binding. The coding region runs from base 63 to 1556 and encodes 497 amino acids. NCBI's taxonomy places the organism in Eukaryota, Metazoa, Chordata, Amphibia, Anura, Myobatrachidae. Gene Ontology annotation, cellular component: nucleus; nuclear matrix. The record is from RefSeq and is a predicted model, not a curated record. The transcript is spliced from 13 exons.
CAGCCAAUAGCUACACAACUUUCAUUCUAUGGCCGCUGGCUCGAGGACAGUGACCAAUCACCAUGGGAGGCGUGAGGUGUACUGUGCGCGGACGCGAUAGCAGCUUCCGGGCGCAACGGAGUGAGCGGCUCUCAGUCACAGUAGUGCCAGACGCUGCUGCCGGGAACAUGGAUCCUGCAUACGGGGAGUUUGGGCCGUGGGGGCCGGGGAGGAAUCUAGAAAGAUUUCAUUUUUCUGAUUUGCCGAUGGACAACGCCCGGGGUAAUAUGAUGAGCAAUUCUGAUGUUGGGCCCUGGUGCGGCGAUGGUUUUGGGAUGCGGUCACCAGGCUUUCCUCAUCAUGAGAGUCUCCCUUUCCAUCUUGACUCUGGGAAUCCAGGAUUUAACAGAAAUGAAGGUUGGCAAAAUGAGCGGGGAAAUGUCUUCUGGGAAAGACCUGUAAGACCUCGCCCAAACUUUUCAGGACCGUUUGGCCAAAGAGAUUCCAGGAUGGCCAGAAAAAACUUUAUAAAAAACAAAAAAAAGACCUAUGUAGAAAUCAAGACCAUUCCAGGAUUGGGCUCGGCAAAGGAAAAAAGUGACACCACAAAGGCUCCAGAGCAGCAAAACAAAACUGCCAGCCAACCAGCAAAAUCAGACGCCACGGUAAAGAAGACUGAAGCACAGAAUGGAGACACAAAGAAAAAUGUGAACAGUCCGCCAAACAAGAAGCUUAAGACAGAGGAGACCACCUCCACUGCAAAUCAGACCCCAACAGAUGACAGACCAGGGAACGAUGAGGCCACCACAACGUUUUCCUGUACCUUGUGCAAGUUUCACACUGAAGACGAGAUUGAACAUCAGAUGCACAUAAACUCCACUCAGCACAGAGACAUCAUAAAAUACCUGUAUAUAUUCUUACCCAACCAGAGAGUGGACUUUAUUCAGGAAUACCUUUUGUAUCUGAAAAGGAAAGUGUCCCGAGAACGGAAGAGGCAGAAUCUACGCCCCGUCAGAGGCUACUUUUCAGGGAUAGGUCAGGAGCAUUUCUUGCAUCGUAUCUCAGUUGCCCACUGCCUGGCUUGUGAUGUCUUCAUCAAGGACGAGCCGCAGCUUUUGUUGGAGCACACAAAAUCAGAGGCUCAUUCAAAUAAAUGCAAGAUUACAAAUAAGGACAUAAAGAGCAGCUGCAUGGCGGCGGCAAAGUCACUUUUAAGUGAUAAAAAGGUUUUACAAUUGCUGGAGAAAUAUAAUAAGGGACAGGAUCCCUUUACCGAAACAGAAAAUGGCACCGCACAGAAGGGAGUGGCCAAUUAUGAAGUUCUAGUUGCUGAGGAAGACGAUGAUCAUAUUGUCUUUGAAGAUGAUGAUGACUUUACUAACAAUCACGAUAAGGAUCCUACUCCUGAUAAUGAGGAACCUGAUAAGGAUGACUCUCUUCCCAGUGAGCUGGAAGCGACAGAAACAGCUCUUCCACAUAACUAUAAUGAUUUCAUAACUCUAGAUGUUGUUGGAACACUUUAUGGGGAUGAUGAGGAUGAGAUGGAAGAAGACGAGGAGGCAGCUGAGGCCCCAUGAUCCACAUCCUAAUGCAUACCCACAUUUCUAGUGAAACAUCACCUUUUGUUGAUUGGUCCUAACUGUGAAUGUUUCUUUUACUUAAUGCCAAUUUCUUCUUUAAAACAUUAUCUAAAGCAAGAAAUGCUCUGUCCACAUGUUGGCUAGUUUAUUGAAUGUCUGGGAGGAACCAAUGUUAUUGCUGCACAAAGGACAGCUGAUUGCACCAGACGUUGAUUCCUGUGAAUGUUGUGUGCAGCUUUUGAUAGAUGUGGGGGUUGAUCAUAAUAUCCAUUUCUCUAACACCUUUGGAUGAGCCAAAAACUUGGGAGCCAUUGAAAAGGCCACUGCAGUACAUGUAUAUCCUCUGAAACGGUUACAGUUGACUAUAAUAUGAUUGCUGAUUGUAGAAGGUGGUAUCCUUGAAAAUUAUUUGUUUAUUGCAGUAUGGCUGAGUGUUUCCCCUUCCAAGCAUCUGCAUUAAAUGACUUUUAUUUGUAA